Messenger RNA from Sander lucioperca (pikeperch), 802 nucleotides. RefSeq lists its product as uncharacterized. The record is from RefSeq and is a predicted model, not a curated record. The coding region runs from base 81 to 713 and encodes 210 amino acids. Lineage: Eukaryota; Metazoa; Chordata; Actinopteri; Perciformes; Percidae. The transcript has 4 exons.
AUUAGGAGUGGCUCCAUCUCUGUUAUUAGAGACGUUGUGAUGUUAAAGUGAUGUUUGAUCUUUAGGAGACAUCGACAGAGAUGGAGCUUCUUCCUCUUCUGUGUCUCUGCCUCCUGACUCGCUCUGGAAUCACGUCUGCUCAACUAAACAGAGCAGCUCCAGAGCCAUCUGUCAAGAUACUUAAUCUAACAAACAACUCAGUGCUGCUGCAGUGUGAGGUUCAAGAUGCUUCUCCAGACCUUAAAGUAGAGCUGCAGGACAGUGCUGGAAACACACUUCCUGCUGAGGAGCCCCAGGUCUCAGAAAGAGGAGACAGAUACUACAUCACCCUCCAAACUACUGUGUUCAAGACCGACAACUUCAGCUGUGUCGUCACACAGGAGGAAACCAACCAACAGAUUUAUGCUCAGACCUUUGUGCAUAUCAGUGCUUCAGCGGCAGACUCCUCCGACGAAGACUCAGAAGGACAAAUGAGUCUACGAAAGGGUCUAGGCGGGAGUUUUUUAGGAAGGCUAGGUUUUCGCAAUCGAUGGAUCGGUGGUAUUUUGGUAAUUGGUUUUAUUGGCGCCACUCUAGCUAUGAUUGCAAACAAGCUUUACCUCGUACUAAAACAAUUAAAGGUAAGAUUAAAUCAUGUUUUGUAUCAACAUAUUCACAAUGCAAAGACGUUUCGACUGAUUAUUUAUAUGAAUCUCAUGUUUACAGUCUUUUAGACAGUUUUAUCUUCUCAGCUGUUGGUAUUUACACCAGGGUUUGGGUUUUAUUGAAUAUAACUUAUAUACUGUAUAUUUUCUUCCUGCAG